CCUUGAUUUAGUACAAAGAAAACCAGACCUGCUCCCUGGUGACGCUCCAAGAGCGAGACAGUGGGACUCAGGAAACCCACACUCUUUAUACGGAUCAGAAGUGGCUCAAGGGGAGUUCAAGGGAACCGUGGAGAGCGUAACUGUGGAGUACAUGAGCUGAUCUGCGUCAGAAAAGUUUCUCCAGAGGUGCUGGGGUUUCUGACAGCCAUUGGGCUCUUCAUCAUCCUCAUGACCCUUCUUUUCUGGUACCUCAACAACAAGUUGGCCCUAGAGAACCCAGAGAGCCUUCAGUGCCUUGAUGACUUCAGGAAAAACACCGAGCUCCAAGACAAGGCUUACUCAGACCCCGACCUGCAGGGCUCAUCCUCAGACAGCGAGGACGAACUGAUGGGUCAGUAUCAGGAAGCGGUCAGCCGCUCCCAAGGCCUCCGGGGAGGAGCCAAGGCGGCCCCCAAACACAUGGGAGGUUUCAGCUGGGAGAGCCGGCAGAAGUACAGCCCUCUGACGGCCGACUACGACGGCUACAGCAGCGAGGGCUCGGCCGAUGAUGCCAACUGUAUCCAGAGGAUGAGACGGACGCCUCCACUGGAUGAGCUCCAGCCCCCCCCAUAUCAGGACGAGAAUGGCUCCCCGAGGAUGUCCUGCACCCUGUCAGAUCUGGGCGACGCCAAGUACGAUCUGUCCCACACCAGCGGCAGCCCUCACCUCUCCUUUAGCAAGUACCCCAGUGAGGGCAGUGAUGUCCAUGAAACAGAGAGUUACCUCAACAAGGGCUAUGAAGACGUACCCAGCGACAGUACAGCUGUCCUCAGUCCAGAGGAAAUGUCGGCCCGUGGAUCAUCUGCACUGCUCCCUAAAGGCUACGAUCCAGAUCCCGUCUCAAAAUUCGGCACGCUGGACGUUGUGUUUGACUACGACUCGGAGCAGCAGCAGCUGGCGGCCACCAUCAUGGCCGUGACCGACCUCCCCUCCGUCAAACGCACCGGGAACUUCUCUUGGCAGGUCCACCUGGUGCUGCUGCCCAUCAAGAAGCAGAGGGGGAAAACGGGGAUCCAGCGAGGCCCGUGCCCCAUCUUCACAGAGACCUUUCGCUUCAGCCACGUAGAGUCGGAGAUGAUCAGCAACUACGCCAUCCGAUUCCGCCUGUACAGCAUGCGACGCAUGAAGAAGGAGAAGGUGUUCGGAGAGAAAGUGUUUUACCUCACCAAGCUCAACCUUCAGGGCAAAAUGUCUGUGCCGGUCAUAUUAGACCCGUGCUGUGCUCUCCCGGGUGGUGAAUCCCAGGUCAGCCUCUCAGAUAUGACAUGCAGUGAAAGCGCCUCUUCAUUCCAGUCUGUCAGUCAGACCUCAGCACCAGAGAUCCUUGUGGGCCUCGUGUACAACGCCACAACCGGUCGUCUUUCUGUGGAAGUAAUCAAAGGCAUCCAUUUCAAAAACCUGGCUGCCAACAAGCCACCCAACGGACUGUUCUGUUGUCUAAAGCACUUGAUAGGUGGACAGGUUUAUAUUAUCAGAGAUACCUAUGUUAAGCUGACCCUGCUGAACUCCAUGGGCCACGAGAUGUCCAAGUGCAAGACGUCCAUCUGCCGAGGUCAGCCCAACCCGACCUACAAAGAGACGUUUAUCUUCCAGGUAGCGCUCUUCCAGCUCUCCGACGUCACGCUCAUCCUCUCCGUCUACAACAAGCGCAGCAUGAAGCGCAAGGAGAUGAUUGGCUGGAUUUCUCUGGGCCUCAACAGCUCUGGAGAGGAGGAGCUCGCCCACUGGACUCAGAUGAAAGAGUCGAAGGGACAGCAGGUCUGCCACUGGCACAGCCUGCUGGAGUCCUAACAGCGACGGAGGAGCACCGAGGAGGUUCAUAUAAGAUGUAGAGAGCGAGGAAAGAGAAACGCAACGGUCGCCCGGGGAACCGGGGUCAUGAUGAAGACAGGAGGACUGCCUGGACCAUUGUGUGUCACUCAUCAGCUCAUCAGGGGAUGACGCUGUUGGAAAAUCCCCAACAGCCACUGAUUAGUUGGACGGCUAACAAGUGUCAUGUCUGCUCUGUGAUGACGUUUCGCUUUAUGUGGUUGACACCUGCUCUUCUCCGUCACAGCAUCUGGGUCUGGGUGGCGGGUAAAGCCGACAUGUUGCAAACGUUGGGAUCAAACAGCAGACAUCACGAGUUCUCUAUAAAUGUUUUAAAUUAAGCUGGGCAGAGAAUGUUGGACAUGUCAUCUAAUCGGGAGUUGAUCCAAAACAUAUGUUCUAAUUGACAGUGAAAUGUCAGUGUCCAUAGUAACCUUAUUACAAUACAUUUUCAAUCGUUGCUUUUACUAUAAAGAAUAUACAUUUGUGAGAUGUCAACUUAUUUCCUUUUUUAAGCCUUCAAGAGACAAACAUUUUUCUCUUCUAACAUUACAAGCUACUUUUAGUUUGUGUAACCACUUGUUUUUCCUCCCCAAAAAGAUACAGUAUGAACUGAAUCAGCGAGUUUAUGAGGCCAUGUUGGCUUACUGCUAUAUUGUAUAUUACAAAUAUAAAAAGCCUUUAGUUCCAGGAGCUCGUACCCGGGACCUUUCCAAGGAGCUCCAGUAAAAUGUUCCUUGGUGGCCCUCGGCCAUCACAUAUGAAAACAAACCAAACAUUUCCAAAAGUCAUGUUUAUUCCUAUAGCAACAUGUUUGACAAUGCUUUUGGGUGUCGUGGAAGUGAAACUCCUCCAUUUCAAAUGUCAUAUUAAACCAAACAACUACUGAAUCUUUGAUAAUUGACCCUUUAUCAGACUUCUUAAUGGUCCCUGACGGAGCAAUCAGAAAAAUCUGCUCUGUUGCUACAUCUAGGUCAGAAUAUCUGGUUGGACAAAACAGCCGUCUCUCUCGUUCACAUCAGUGGAAAAAGCGUAGUUUUUAAUUGCCUUGUAUCGAAAUUUAAAUCACUGGAUUAUAUUUUAAAAACUUUGUUUUAGUUAAAAGGAACACUUCAGAACACACUGCACACAGUGUAAUGAGGGCGCAGCGUAUUUUUUAUCGUCAAACUGGCAGAAAUCUGAUCCGUCCCGCCAAAACAAAGUCGGCCCCGCAGCAGGCUACAACCUUUAGCUACAACCGCGAAAGCCUUUUAUUUAUUUAUCUUAAAAUGGUUAAGCGGUGUGCUCGGGGCACUGGUAAAAGUGACACCCGCUACCCAGACAGAGUCACAGGAAUACAUUUCAUCCCAAAACCAACGGUAAAUUACUGAAAUUGUCUGCUUUGGAUAAAGCUAUGUGGACGGCCGCACUCGCAGUCCAACACUUCCAUCAGCUAAACUAAUCAAAGUAUCUCGGUUUUUUUUUCCGAAAGGCCUGGCGAAAAAUGUGAUAUUUAAUGGUUUGCAUUAAUGGGCGUGGCCUAAUGGCUCAACAGCGCCCCCUAGAAAACUUUGUGCCUCAAGCCCCACAAUACGGUUUGACGUACAUGCACGAAAAUCGGUACACACCUGUAUCAUGUCACAACUUAAAGAAAAGUCUCUUGGCGCCAUGGCCGAAACUGAACAGGAAGUCGGCCAUUUUGAAUUAAUCAUGUAAUUUUGGCGCAAUUUAUGCCAUUUCUUCGGCCGCUUCUUCGCC
This is a messenger RNA of Cololabis saira (Pacific saury), 3585 nucleotides long. Its product is annotated as synaptotagmin-14-like. The coding region runs from base 229 to 1830 and encodes 533 amino acids. NCBI's taxonomy places the organism in Eukaryota, Metazoa, Chordata, Actinopteri, Beloniformes, Belonidae. The record is from RefSeq and is a predicted model, not a curated record. The transcript has 9 exons.